GCUUGACAGCUCGUGGUAAAUAAAACGGAUCCGCGCAGACGUAUUUGCGCAAGGAUGGCAGCCUUCCUUGAGCCCACGCUGCCCGAGGAGGAGAGGGAGUUUCAGAAGAUUAUAUCUUUGAUCGGAGGUAAAGAGCGGAUUUAUUUGGUGAGCGAUACCUGUACAAGUAAAGAGGUCGACGCGGAUGACGCUGGAAUAUUGCAGGAGUUCAUCCGUGAAAUGUUCGCCAACAGCAGCCCGGCGAACAACAAUGGACAGACUCAACCCGCUCCGUUAAACAGUCACGGAGAGACUUCCAGUGUGAACCCCAUUUGCGGCAAGCCAGAGGGUGUUAAAAGCAAUGACAUGCCUUUAAUAGCGAGGCCCAAGGAUUUGGAUUUGAGAGCAUGUCCGGGGGAAGAGGACGGGGACAAGGUGAAGAAGCCAACGCUCGGUGGCAACGCUCAGAGAACAGCAACAAGGAGGGCGAACAUUUACAGCCGAAAGCGAACCAUAGACUCUCCUGUCAUCAUAUUCAUCUUCAGACAGACAUUUAUCAGCAAACAAUCCAACGAACUGUGCUUAAAAGAGACACUGAAGGACGUAAAGGCGCGCACGAAACGUGCCAGAAACGCCCGACCAGCUCUGAUUGGAUUAAUACGCACUAGAGAGGAGAGCGCCGAGACUCACCAGUGUGCGCAACUGCUAGAGCGCCUGAUCCGCUCAGUGUUCCACAAACAGUCACCAGAGACUGUAUGGGUCGGCAGUUUCAUCCCGAAGACAGAGGCCAAAAUGCUCAGCAUCAAGAAAAACGCCUGCAAAGUUAUAUACUCAUCUCAAACAGCAGAUAAUACCGGGGAUAGAGGGAACCAGCUUUUCUGGCCAUUCCAAUGUUUGUUCUGGGCUCGGAGAAGAGGCCAGGCCACCAACUCCUCAACCGACAGGCAAAGAGGUGACACUGGAAGUAAAGAGGAAGGCAUCCCUCUGAAAAUCAGCUCGUUGUCUGCUGGACCUCAUGUGAAUGGAGAGUCAGCUGGAGGAGACGGCUGAUGUCAUGACACAUGGCCUGCAGACAAUCCUGUUUUAACUGUGAAGAAAGGGUUAGCCUCACGCUGAUAGAGCCUUACUACAUGUUACAGUGUUUCUUCAUAGUGCUCAAUAAUCCCACUGCUGAGCUAUCAUGAUUGUUGUCAAAUCCGUCCUGCUGAUUUACACAUCGUCUCUGAUGCACAAUGCUAAAAUGUAUUUAAUGUGUAUGUUUGGGCUGACUCUUAUUCAGUCAUAUGAACUGUAUUGCAUCAUUUAACACCACUUUUGAGACCUACAGAGAGAUUUGUCUGUUAUUUUAGUACAUGUUGAGACCACAGUAUGGAUAGUUUAAAGCAAAAGCUCAUGACAUAAUUAGGCCUACACCAUUAACAUGAUGCAUAGAACAGGGCUGGAUUGCCAACUGGUUCUUAGAACUCCAGUGGUUUCAAAAGGCUUAUUGAAUGUUAUUUGGAAGAUACAUCAACAGUCAUAAUAAGGGUCUUAAGUGAGUCUUCAUUAAUAGAGACCAAGCAGCUUCUUUUUCCCGCUGAGGUGCCUCAGAAUGUCAAUCCAGCGAUGAUGAAAUACUGUGAAUCUUUUCUCCUUUUUCAUGUUCAUUUAUUAGAAUGAUGUGCCUUAGAUGAUUGCUAAUGACAAAAGCAUUAUCUGCAAUAGAAGUGGAUGAAACUACUUUUCACAUUUUAUGUAUUUAUGUAGGAUAUUCAUUUGUAAAUAAACACAUAUAAGCUUUUGUGAGUGUGCAGCUCUCUUUAUAUGGACAUUUACUGU
Molecule: messenger RNA, 1797 nt
Organism: Anarrhichthys ocellatus (wolf-eel)
Lineage: Eukaryota; Metazoa; Chordata; Actinopteri; Perciformes; Anarhichadidae
Exons: 3
Coding region: 55-1029 (324 amino acids)
Source: RefSeq, a predicted model, not a curated record